This is a messenger RNA of Rhagoletis zephyria (snowberry fruit fly), 1131 nucleotides long. The record is from RefSeq and is a predicted model, not a curated record. Lineage: Eukaryota; Metazoa; Arthropoda; Insecta; Diptera; Tephritidae.
AUGCCUAAACAAGACAAAAAGCCGUUGACCCAGAGCGCAGAGAGCAAGGACACGCUGCUGCUAAAGUACGUAAAGAUUACCGCCAUCGUAGCCCUGUACUGGUUCGUCUCCAUCACUAUGGUCUUCCUCAACAAACAGAUUCUCAGCGGAUCGAGUUUCAGCCUGGACGCCCCACUCUUCAUCACCUGGUUCCAGUGCCUGGUCACACUGCUGAUCACCAUCAUCGGCACUUUCCCCAAGCUCCACCUGCGCCUCAAAACGGUCCGUCAGGUCCUUCCGCUGACGGUGGUCUUUGUGGGGAUGAUCUCCUUCAACAACCUUUGCCUGAAGAACGUCGGCGUCGCCUUCUACUUCAUCGGCCGCUCGCUGACCACUGUCUUCAACGUGGCGCUCACCUACUUCAUUCUCGGCCGGACAACCUCCUUCUCGGCCAUCUUCUGCUGCCUGGCAAUUGUCGGCGGCUUCCUGCUCGGCGUCGACCAGGAGCAGCUAGUGGGCACGCUGUCCGUGUCGGGAGUUCUCUUCGGCGUGCUCGCCUCCUUUGNCGUCUCCCUCAACUCGAUCAUCACGGUGAACGCCCUGGCCGCAGUUGGCAACAGCAUCUGGCUGCUCACCUUCUACAACAACCUCAUCGCCUGCGUCCUCUUUCUCCCGCUCAUUCUGAUCACCGGCGAGGUGGGCACUCUCCUUACCAGCUCCUCACUUCAGCUGGGCAGCCUCCUCUUCUGGUCGCUGAUGGUCGCCUCGGGAGUGAUGGGCUUCGCCAUUGGCUACGUCACCAGCCUGCAGAUCAAGUACACCAGUCCGUUGACGCACAACAUCAGCGGCACGGCGAAGGCCUGCGCCCAGACUGUGCUGGCCACCCACUUCUACGCCGAGACGAAAACCUUCAGCUGGUGGCUGAGCAAUGUGGUGGUGCUGGUCGCCUCGGCCGCCUACGCCCGCGUCAAGCAGCUGGAGAUCAAGUCCGCCCACCAGCACCAGCAGGUGACAAACGCCAAACAGGAGCCCCUCUUGUCUCAAUCUUCUUCUUCUUCUCUGGUCGAAAAAGACGACGAUAAUGAAUCUCUGGAUGAGUCCUACCCGAUGGAAGAUUUGCACCGCAAGCGAGCUAAGCCUGAAUCGGUUUAG